This is a messenger RNA of Polychytrium aggregatum, 1146 nucleotides long. RefSeq lists its product as uncharacterized. The coding region runs from base 74 to 1087 and encodes 337 amino acids. Gene Ontology annotation, cellular component: centrosome. NCBI's taxonomy places the organism in Eukaryota, Fungi, Chytridiomycota, Chytridiomycetes, Polychytriales. The transcript has 7 exons. The record is from RefSeq and is a predicted model, not a curated record.
CUACUCUCUGCCUUUGUUUCCUUUCAAAGAUUCCCGCCUCCACCGCACAUUAGCAUUCGGCCACCAAAACGCUAUGGGAAAGAAAGGAGCAUCAAAGAAAGGAAGUGAUGUCCCCGGAAUCAAGUACGGGAGGCCCGAUUUGGAUCGCAUCGGCCUCUUCAGCGAAGCCGCUUACAUAUCAACCGGAGAGCCCUUUGUGGAGCGCAAGCACGAUCGGCUGGCGGAUGCCUUUCUCACCUAUCGUUCCAAAGGGAAACAGUUCCUGACGAGUCCCCCAAAAGAUGGCCACGACAGCAAAGAGGUCUACUUUGAGAAGGAGUACUCGCGCAUCUUUGAGAACGAACCCUAUACAGACCUUGUGCAACUACGACGCCGUUGGAGACUGCAGGCAAAGGACAAAAAUAUCACCAAUACUCCGUUCAAGCCGUCAAGCGUGCCACCUAAGCCGUCCGGAUCUGGCUCGUGGUGGGGAACGAUCGAGCAGCAAUGGCCGCUCCCAACCUCAAAGCAGGAUGUUGUCUUGCGGCCCGAGGAGCCCAAGCAAAAGCCAGAGUCCAAGCCCAACUUCCUCACCAAGCCUCCAAAACGGGGAAGUGGAUACGGAUAUCCGAACGUGACCAUCGGCAAGUCUUUCGAAUACGUCAGUGAUCCGUACGAUAACAUUUUGGAGAUGUCAAAGAAAGACCGCGAGGUCCACAAAAAGAAGGUCAUCGGAGAGCGCCCAUUCAUCUCCAGCAGCGCAAGGCUGGACUAUUUCAACAGUUUUGCUGGGCUCAUUGGCUCAGAAAAAUCGGAGCAGACUGACGCAGCUGCAAGCAAAAAGGACGGAAAACGGGUCUCCGAGCCAUUCAAGCCAUCUUCGUGCUGUGGAUAUACCAUCAAUAGGUACCCAGCCUAUGACCCGCCCAGCGGACCACCCAAGGACAAAGUUCCCAGUAAAGCUGGCCCGCGAAAGCUCGAGCCCAUCUUUCGCCCAAGCGGCAUCUCCAAAAGUUACCCUACGACCUCGAUCAUCGUCGCCACUUGCCCUCUGGCGCCUCCGCCGUGGAUUCAAGACACUCUCAGGGCGGCAAUGUGUACUACAUAAACGAUGUGCUAUUACAUGGAACCCAAUAAAAAACGGGACACCCCGGGUUUGACCAUUGA